Bursaphelenchus xylophilus (pine wood nematode) is the source of this 634-nucleotide messenger RNA. Lineage: Eukaryota; Metazoa; Nematoda; Chromadorea; Rhabditida; Aphelenchoididae. The record is from the annotation of a GenBank genome assembly.
AUGACAUGGAAAUGUGUGUCUCGAUUCUAUUUCGAUCAGUAAGUUUUUACACUCUUAUUUUUUUUUGUAUUUUAGGUGGGGAAUAAGUUGGGAGUAUCCAUCUCUUCUCCGUCUGCCUACAUGCAAGGCGGCGACGUCUUCAGGUCUGAGAAGUCAGCAUUGCGGUCAGCGAAAAUGGAAUACGCGAUGCCAUCGCGUAUUCCAAUGGCUUGCAAUUCAUAGUAAGUUUUAAUAGUUUAAAACCUUUUAGUUCUUUGAUUUGUUUGAUAUUGAGUUGCUUCCUAAUGUUUUGCUUUGGCUUUAAAAAUAAAACAUUUUUACUUUCAGGCGUUAAGAAGGAAGAGGAUGGAGGUGCUGAAGUGAUGGAACAACCCUUGAAGAAAAAGGCGUUGUUCUACAAAGUUGGAGAGAAUUUCAAGACUGAUAGUUGUGUUAUAGCUCCAAAAACGGUGGGAUUGCUGAAGGAGCAUGUGAGGAGAGUUGAAGGUAAAGGUCAUACUCGCUUCCCUCCAGUUCGCAAUGGAAUUGGAUAUGCUAAGGCCAUCAAUAUCAACUUCGGAUAUGCUAAGGUAUUAUUAUUCGUUUUUGUAGUUCUAAUUUUUUUGUAUUUUAGGUGGGCAAUAAGUUGGAAUGA